Messenger RNA from Closterium sp. Naga37s-1, 945 nucleotides. The record is from the annotation of a GenBank genome assembly. Lineage: Eukaryota; Viridiplantae; Streptophyta; Zygnematophyceae; Desmidiales; Closteriaceae.
AUGUCAGGGUUCCAGGUUCUGGGUUCGGGGUUUAAGGUAAGAGAGAGGGGCGGGAGCAGUGUGGAGGGAGGAGUAGAGGAGGCACGAUAUUGCAGCGCGGGAGACGCGGAGUUACGCGAUCGUCCGCUGGUGCUCCGCCACCCACUCGAGCAGCCGCUUCUCGUCCCUGGCCCCUCACCCCUCGUCUCUGUCUGUGCGCAUGAAUGCAUGGGUGCACGCGUGCAUGUGCGGAUGUGUGCUCGUGUGAAUGUGUGUGUGCCAUGGGCUGCGCGGGGCAGGCAAGUACGAGAGGGAGGCGAGGCGCUACUGGGAUCUCUUCUACAAGCGCAACGGCGAGCGGGUGAGCGCGUGCCACGUGGUGCACAGUGCCUACCAUUGCCACUGUCACUCUGCUCGCCUUGCUUCGCUGCCACACUGCAUCCUUCACCCCACCACUGCCACAACCUUUCCCUCCCCCACUGUCAAGCCCCCCUCGCUCUGCUCUGCGUUGCUCAUUCCGUUUCAACUCCUCCACCCCACUCUCUUUUCCCCUUUCCCCCAUCUCCUCCCCGUCUCGCCGUCGCCCCGUGUCUCUGCGCGCAGUUCUUCAAGGACCGCCACUACCUGCACCACGAGUGGGCGCUCUUCCUCCGCGGGGAUGCGGGCGCAGGGAGAGCGGCAGAGGCGGGGACAGAGGGGGGAAAAGAGGGGGGGGCAGAGGGAGGGGGAGGGGAGGCUAGGGCCGGGGAUGCAGGCGCAGGAGCGGGGAGCGCAGGGGGCGGUGGUGGGUGUGGCGGCGGCAGGGAGGGGUGCGUGUGCGAGCGGUGCGUUGCCAUCCGACGAGUGGUGCUGGAGGUGGGGUGCGGGGCGGGCAACACGGUGUUCCCGUUGCUCGCAGACGACCCGCACCUCUUCGCCCUCGCCUGCGACUUCUCCCCGCGGGCUGGGCCCCACACGUCCAUGUGA